This is a messenger RNA of Rhipicephalus microplus (southern cattle tick), 1141 nucleotides long. Its product is annotated as DNA repair protein XRCC3. Gene Ontology annotation, biological process: t-circle formation; resolution of mitotic recombination intermediates; double-strand break repair via synthesis-dependent strand annealing. Gene Ontology annotation, cellular component: Rad51C-XRCC3 complex; replication fork. NCBI's taxonomy places the organism in Eukaryota, Metazoa, Arthropoda, Arachnida, Ixodida, Ixodidae. The record is from RefSeq and is a predicted model, not a curated record. Gene Ontology annotation, molecular function: four-way junction DNA binding; ATP hydrolysis activity; ATP-dependent DNA damage sensor activity.
GGCUACUACGAAAUGGCGGGAACGUCCGAAGAUGUCGACUCCUCUCCAUGCGACCUGAAACUGACCUUGCUCGAGCUUCGCCUGAGCGCCGGUCUGUCCAAGAUCGAAGCGAGUCGAAGGCUAGCGAGUGCGUGCCAUCAUGCGGCGCCCGCCGAGCUCGAAGCGAGCGCGCUCCCGGAGAAUCCGCCACGCCUGAGCCUGGGCUGUCCCGUGCUGGACGAAUACCUCGACGGAGGAGCGAGCAGCCGGGGUUUGAUCGAGCUUUGCGGCGAAAGCGGCAGCGGCAAGACGCAGCUGUGCCUCCAAACGGCCCUGGCAGCAGCCGCCGCCAGCGAAGACGCGCACGUCCUGUACAUAUGCACCGAGGAGAGGUUUCCCGAGAAACGUCUGCGCCAGAUGGACCCCGGCGAAGAGCGAGGGGACCGCGUUCUUGUGGCGCAGCUGGGAGAGUGGCCCAUGCUCGUUCAGUGCUUGGAAAGCUCGCUGCCCGCGUUGCGCCGGACGAGGCGCGUGACACUUUUGGUGAUAGACUCGGUCGCCGCGCUGCUGCGGGCCGACCCGGAGCGCGCCGAAGGCGUCAGACGGCUGGGUGCCCUCCUGGACUCUCUGUGGCGGUCGGGUAUUGCGGUGCUGUGCGUCAACCAGGUGACCGACGUGCCCGGAGGUCGCACGGCGCCCAGCCUAGGGCCCGGGUGGGCGAACCUGGUCACCACCCGCCUCCUCACGGCCAGGUCGACGUCGGGAGUCCGAUACCUGCGCGUCGCCUUCGCCCCUUGCACGGCGCCGAAGGAGCGGCCGUGCAAAUUUGUCGUCACCGAAGCUGGUGUGAGGGGAGUUGCCGGCAGUUAAUCGUCUGCGCGGGUGUCGACUCUUAUACUGCGGGACCAGUUCGACGGCCUGCGAGCUAGGAAAGUGCAAGUGUACGUCUUUUUCUACGUCGGUUCGUGACGUUAGUAUAGGUAACAGCUCGUCAGAUGACGUAUGUGGAGAGCAAAGUAGGUUAAAAGCCUUAGCAUACCAUUUCUAAUGAAUGCUGCCAUAGCCUCCUCUAUACCUAGGUAUAGAGGAAGCUAUGGCUGCGAAUGGAAAACACAAAGUAUAGAAGAGGCUGUUAUGCUGCGAAUGGAAAACACUAUAGUGC